Ilex paraguariensis (yerba mate) is the source of this 573-nucleotide messenger RNA. The record is from the annotation of a GenBank genome assembly. Lineage: Eukaryota; Viridiplantae; Streptophyta; Magnoliopsida; Aquifoliales; Aquifoliaceae.
AUGGAGAAGAUAACUACAAUUCUAUUACUGUGCUCCACAAUCAUAGCAAUGCCUAUGGUUAUGGGCAUGGCUGAAGGGCCAAAAGCAGUAGAAGAAUGGUUCUCAAAGCUUGGCCAGAAGAAGGAAAAAGUAACCAGACUUCACUUCUUCCUCCACGAUACAGUAAGUGGCAAGAAUCCAACUGCUGUAACAGUGGCUCAAGCCAAUGGUACCUCCAAAUCACCGAUCUUUUUUGGGGAAACCGUCGUCAUGGAUGACCCAUUGACAUUUGGGCCUGAACACAAUUCCAAGUUUGUCGGUCGAGCCCAGGGUUUGUACAGUUCAGUCGGCUUGGAGAACCUAGCUCUACUUAUGACCAUGAACUUGGUGUUCACAGAUGGGAAGUACAAUGGUAGCACUCUGAGUCUCCUUGGAAAGAACGCCGCAUUACAGACGUACCGUGAAAUGCCCAUCGUCGGUGGAACUGGUGUUUUCCGACUAGCCCGGGGAAUUGCUACGGCAAAGACGGUGUUUUUCAAUGCUACCUCGUUAGAUGCUGUGGUUGAGUAUAAUGUCAUGGUCAUUCAUUAUUGA